AAAGGAACCUCCCUAAGGACCUCCCUUCCCAUUAACACCUCAACAACCAGGUUUCGUUUACCUGGUCUACUCUGUAAGAGGUAAGCUUUAGCUACAUUUGAGAAAUAGGCCCUGGCCGCUGUCACUUGACCACUUUUUUCACAGAAACAGGAGAAGACUAGUCCCAUAUGUGCUCACAGCCAAUAAGAGCUGGCAGAACCUGUUCUGCAACCCUGCAAGUAACCUACUUCGCUUCCUGUAAAAGAGAUUGACCCCUCAUGUUUGCCGGAGUGGUAAAUCUUGGACAACAGUUCCCUCCCAGCUGCCGUUCCCCGUAUCGUAUCGCUUGUACAUUAUGAUCGGAUAAAUCAACUGAGGAAUUGGAAGAGCGACACCGCUGAAAAUGGAAUAAAACGUUUCUCAUAGCACCAACGUCUUCUAUCGGCAAAAAAGGCACGGAUUUAUCAUGUACGCGCCCUCAGCGGACACCGUGUCAGGAUACACCAGUGGCAACACGGUGGACAAGGAUGCGAGUCAGGAGACGACGCUAGGCGCCUACUCGCCAGUGGACUACAUGAGUAUCACCAGCUUCCCUCGGCUUCCAGAGGACGAUGUACUGUCGUCGGAAAAUACCCUUAAAACACGUAAAGAUGACGACAACGUCCUUAACGAGCAGGAAACAGAUCCAGACCUCUUCCUGAGGUCUGCUCGUUUGCAACGACUCCCCUCCUCUGCAUCUGAUUUGGUCAGCCAUGACCUCUCGCCUCUGAGGGAGACCCACCGCGACCCCCUGGCCGACGACUGCGCCUGCCAGCGUGACAGCCUCACCGUCAUCAUCACUGCUUGCUUGACCUUUGCCACAGGGGUCACAAUCGCCCUCAUCAUGCAGAUCUACUUCGGUGAUCCUCAGAUAUUUCAUCAGGGUGCCGUGGUGACAGAUGUGGCACACUGCACCUCUCUGGGCUUCGACGUGCUCAGCAAGCAGGGCUCCAGUGUGGACGCUGCCAUCGCCGCUGCCCUCUGCUUGGGCAUCGUCCACCCACACACCUCUGGGCUCGGCAGUGGAGGGGUGAUGUUAGUCCAUGAUAUCCGCAAAAAUGAGAGCCGCGUCAUUGACUUCCGUGAAACUGCACCCUCUGCCAUUCGGGAGGAGAUGUUGCAGUUUAACCUGGAGGAGAGGCCUGGUGUUCUGGUGGCAGUGCCAGGGAUGUUGAAGGGGAUGCAUCAGGCUCACCAGCUCUAUGGAAGAUUGCCAUGGAAAGAUGUCAUAACCAUGGCAGCCGAUGUAGCUAGAGAUGGAUUCAAUGUUACACAUGACUUUGCUGAAGCACUGGCCAAAGUCAAAGACCAGAAUAUCUCACAGGCUUUCCGAGAGCUCUUCCUACCAGAUGGACAGGUCCCUCUGUCUGGUCUGUUUACAAGGCGUCUUGAUUUGGCAGCCAUCUUGUACAGGAUUGCAAUCGAUGGCAUAUCAGAGUUCUACAAUGGCAACCUGACGCAGGAAAUAGUCACUGAAGUACAAAUGAGAGGAGGAAUUAUCACAGAGGAGGAUUUCAGCAACUAUAGCACAGUAUUACAACAGCCAGUAGAGGUGAAAUAUCAAGGACACCAGGUGAUGUCUCCACCUGCCCCUUCCACUGGUGCAGCCCUCAUUACGGCGCUUAACAUUCUAGAGGGUUUCAAUAUCACCUAUCAAAUGCCCAGAAACGACACCUACCAUUUGAUCACAGAGACUCUAAAAAUCGCCUUGUCCCUGGCCAGUGCUUUAGGAGACCCCAUGUUUGAUGCAUCUGUCUCCGAAGUAGUGACUGAGAUGUUAAACAAGAAACAGGCCGAAGAGUUCCGCAACAUGAUCAAUGACUCCCAGGCGUUGCCUCCUGGGCAUUACUUCCCUGCCUAUGCCCUGGAGGAGGGCGCAGUGGCCAGCCAGGUCAUGAUCAUGGGGCCCGAUGACUUUAUUGUGUCUGUUAUGAGCUCUCUGAACCGGCCGUUUGGCAGCCGAAUUGUGACCCCCUCUGGGAUUCUCCUCAACAGCCAGAUACUAGACUUCUCUUGGUCAAACAAGACCAGGAGCUCUGCCCCAUCCAAUCCGCAUAAUCUCGUCCAGCCUGGGAAGAGGCCUCUGUCCUUCUUGAUGCCCACUGCAGUGAGGCCCUCUGGGGGCCUUUGUGGCACUUAUGUGGCCCUCGGGUCAUCCAAUGGGGACCGGGCCCUAAGUGGCAUAACGCAGGUUUUGAUGAAUGUCUUGUCCUCUCGCAAAAACUUGAGUGACAGCCUGAGCUAUGGCCGACUACAUCCCCUUCUUCAGCCAAACACUCUCCUAGUGGACUCGGAGUUCCUGGAGGAGGACGUUGAGGUCCUGCUGUCUAAGGGACACGAGGUACAAAGAGUUGAGGUCCUCUCCAUGGUGGAGGGAACCAGAAGGACCAAUGAUCAAAUUAUUGGGGUGAAGGACCCCCGUAGUGCUGACGCCUCUGCUUUAACCAUGUCCAGGUCUGUGCCUUAGCAUGUGUGUGGCUACAGCUACACCGUUCCUCUGUGCAGUCUCUGACUGAUAAUAGCUGUACAAUCCACAAAGGGGUUUGGAUAGUAGAUGGUGAGGAGGGGGUGCCAAGUCAACCGGUUGCAUUUUUUUCGGUCAUGAUGAAUGUUUUGCCUAUUAUGCACAGAGUAUGGUGGCAGGAAUACAGGCAUAGUGAUAGGCUUUGGGAGACUGCAUGCCAAAGGCCUAAAUAUGUCUCACUUAAAUUAACACAUACAUUGACACACACUGAUAAGAUGCUAAAUGAUUACAUUUAGCUCAGCUCCUCACAUCAAUAUAAUGACACAAAUACAUACAAACGUGCAUGCCUGCAUACAGUUGAAUUGCUUGUACACAACACCCUGGCCAUACCUCUGCAGACAAUCUUGCUUGAAAAUGUGUACCAGUGCAAGUUUUACUGUCGUUGUGAGCAUAGUGGAUUUGAUCACAAGUCCGUCCUGAUAUAUUUUGAAAUUUCAAAUGUUGCCUCAGUAUACGCUUGAGGUCUGCUUGUAAUGGCAUAUAAUGUUAUGAAAAAAAUCUCUAGAUUUGCACAUUGGUAGGCUGUUUUGGAGAUGACAUAUUUAAAAACAACUUUGUUGUAAAUUAACACAGAAUUAAAUGUCACAGACUGUCUAUAUCUCUCUGAAAUGUUGAAAUGUUCAUAGUAUAGUGGCCCUGAUACUUUGUGGCAAAGUGAUCUGAAGAAAAAUAUAAUUGAAAAACCAGAUAGCUUAUUAUGGUUUUAUAAAAUGGGAAAGAGAAUGGAAAAUGUGUGGGUUCAGCAGGAGGGAAGUAUGUUUUUAUAGGAUAGCCUAUUUAUAGACAUUUGAUACAAAUGGAGGAAAGAUGUAUGUUAAACUUAUUUUUUUAUUCAACUUAGUUUGCACCUUUUGCUUUUUGAUUUCGGCAUGUUAGUGCAAAAUGGAUUUCUUUACUGAUAAGUGAUUUGUAAUGAGAAUGUUUUUUUUCACUCGUUUUAUGGUAUAGUUGGCCAGGUUUGUUUAUUUUUUUUGUAUUUUUUUUUUUAUUUAUCAGUGUACAUCUAUGUAUAUGGUUAAAAAUUCUGAGUACAAUACAUUAAAGUGAAAUCAUGCAAUAA
This is a messenger RNA of Clupea harengus (Atlantic herring), 3602 nucleotides long. RefSeq names its product gamma-glutamyltransferase 7 (gene ggt7). Gene Ontology annotation, cellular component: plasma membrane. Lineage: Eukaryota; Metazoa; Chordata; Actinopteri; Clupeiformes; Clupeidae. Gene Ontology annotation, biological process: glutathione catabolic process. Gene Ontology annotation, molecular function: glutathione gamma-glutamate hydrolase. The record is from RefSeq and is a predicted model, not a curated record.